CAUGAAUUCCAUCAACGCAUUUCGCUUUGUUUUUAUUAUUGAAACUUGGGAGCUAUUUCAACAUGAAUGACCCAAAUGAACGGAGAUUAGAAACCCUCUCUGGGCAAAUUACAUCGCUAAAAAAUAUCACAUACGAUAUUUAUACGCGGGCUAGCGAUUAUAGCCAUAUAGACCGUGCGAAUGAAGGAUUUUCUGGCUUAUCGGAUUCUGUAAAACGAACUACCAAUGGAUUUUUUCGAGUUGUUCGAAAUGCUGGUAGAAGAAGCAUUUUUACUACCGUUUUAGCUAUCGUCGGAAGUGUUUUAAUCUUUUACUAUUUAUGCAAAUAUUUUCUUUGAAAGGGAAGAGCUGUUUUUACGAGAAAUUGGUAUUUUGUUUGCUCUUGUUACUGCAUGCUUGACUGUAUUAUAUGAAUGGACCUUGUUCUUCCCGAAAUGAAUUCCCUAAGAGAAAAAUCAAAAGGGGUAACAUCGAUCUAGCUACUACUUCGAACUGCCUUUUACUUUUCAUGAUAUGUUGUUAUGUUAACGUUUGUCACUUUCCAUAUCUCUUGUUCUUUUUACUUUUUACUUUUGGCAAAACCAUAAAGGCUGUCCAGUCAAGUUUAAUGGUUUGCUUGAUUCUCUUUCUUCCAUACUCAUAGUAUCUUUCAGUAUAAUGAAAUUUAUUGAAUGUCUUGCAUCAUCAGAAGGACCAUG
Schizosaccharomyces cryophilus OY26 is the source of this 698-nucleotide messenger RNA. Its product is annotated as SNARE Sft1. The record is from RefSeq and is a predicted model, not a curated record. NCBI's taxonomy places the organism in Eukaryota, Fungi, Ascomycota, Schizosaccharomycetes, Schizosaccharomycetales, Schizosaccharomycetaceae. The transcript has 2 exons. The coding region runs from base 63 to 338 and encodes 91 amino acids.